Molecule: messenger RNA, 10028 nt
Organism: Porites lobata
Lineage: Eukaryota; Metazoa; Cnidaria; Anthozoa; Scleractinia; Poritidae
Source: the annotation of a GenBank genome assembly
AUGUUUACUUUAUUGAAGCUUUUGGUGACGAUGCAUCCAAAAAACAUCAAACGGUUUCCAGAUUUCGUGGCAGUAAGCUCACAGCUUCACCUGUCCUGGACACAUAACAGAUGUAUACAGUUAAAGAGCAUACGCAUAUCACAAACGCACACUUGAAAAUAAUAAAAUAGGACAUAAAAAGCUUUUUUGGAAGACAAACAACAACAACAACAAAGGCAUGCCUUGCAGAAAGUACUUUAGGUAUUUGCAUCCGCACGAGUAUCUCGUGACAAUGCAAACUUUUGUCAAAAGAUCUUUGAAUCUGCUUUGCUAAUGAACAUACUUGUAUACCCAUAAAUACUUGAGGCCUCAUCAUUCAUGGUUUAUACUUUUGAGUGACAACAACAACAACAUUAUCCAGAGGAUAAUGCUCUUGGCCCACAGACUGUCUUCAUGCAAAUUUCUCUAUUGCACUAGAUACCUACACAUGUAUAUGUACAGUGCAUGCAGCUCAAAACAAGUGUCCAAAAAAUGUGUGUGUGCAAUUUGUACCUCUGCAUCUGACACAUCUGAUUAGUAUACAUGUAUGGGCCAGCUUUAUACCUCUUUCACAAUGGUGCCCUAUUAAUAUAUAUUUUUUUUAUACGUGUGAUAAAUUCAGGCUUUCUGACCUCAUUUGAAAGUAAGAAUUGUUUUGUAUUUUGCACAUGUUAACAAGGUCAGAAAUGGUUAUUACAAUCCUAUAAAAGGAUACAUAUUUGAUAGGCCACCAGAUUGUAAAAUACGUCUAUUGUCUACAUAUUGCUCUUAUUUUGUGAAAGUUUUGAACCCAGGAGUGAUUUCAUAAGUAGGCUGAGUAUGUUUGUCUGGGUCGAACGUAGUCCUGAAUGUUGACAGUGACUGAUGUUUCAACAACCUGUGCAGUAUUCAUCUUCUGAGUGACUCUGAAGAUGAAUACAGAUUGUCGAAAUGCCAUUGACUGUCAAUAAUAACAGUCCUAUUCUGGAUUACGCUCACCUGGACACUCAUGCAUAACCUUCUUUUGUUUUUAUUUUGCUGUUAGUUUUUAUGGACUUUAUUGUAAGUCAUUGCAUCUUAAACAGUGGGCAUCAACUGAGGAACUGUAUACAAGUAAACAUACAUUUAUCUUAACAGUGUAACUCAAACAUUUGAACAAGCAUCCACAUCAUUGGCACUAAACGAAUCUUUGGCUAAAUGUUUUCCAUCCAUUAUUAGUUUGAGCAUCUUGAGGAAGGAUGAACAUGUACAUAUACCAGCAUGCAAAGAAAGACGUGUCUGAUAGUCUGGGGCUAGUGGAUUUUGCAAUUGAGCUAGUGAAUUGUGUUCUUAACUUGCCAGCGAAGUGAAGUUUUUUGGGAAAUUCAAAUUACAGAAGAACUGUAAUCAAUGCUGCUCAUUACAUUUUUUUGAGGGCUACUUAAAAGACUCUUGGGCUAGUACAUACUAGCAACAACUUGCAUGCCUGAGUGGCUGCUUGAAGCCGUAAAACCGACUUUCUUUGCAUCCUGAUAUACAGAAAGUAAACCAAUUGCUCCACCUAGACCGAUUACAAGAAAUGUUGAUGACAUAAAUUUAUAAAGCACAAGUGUCAGUCAUUUGGCUACAGUGAAGUUAGCUAAGAACUGUGGCCAUGCCAUUUCGACUUAUACAUGGAAACAUUCACAGAAACUAUUUCCCAAAGAGUGGAAUACAGCCAGUGAUGUUUAAUUGUCAUGACGUUUGUAAACUUUCCAUCAUGGAUACCCAACAUUUUGUGUCUUUGACAAAACAUGAAUUAUAUUUAUUUAAACAAUAAUCGCUGACAGUACAAUCUAACUUGACUGUGCAUGUAAAUUAUUUUAUUUACACUGGCAAGUUACUUCAUGUCAGAGUCAACAUAGAAUGUUUUUUUUGAAUAUUACUAAGGAUGUAGACCUCAUUUCAAAAUAAAGACUGUCUCUGCUAGUGUGGUUUUUUUGUAUCUGUCAGGCCAAAUCACAUGAAAUAUAUCACCAUAUUUUGUACAUUUUCUGCUCCUAGUAAAAUCAAGAUUGACUUGUAUAAUAUUGAUGAUAACUCUAAAAGGAUAAAAGUGCAGGCUAGCAACUCCAAAAAUGAAAUUUCUUUGCAACUUACUGUUUUAUUUAUAAUUUUUAUUUAUUUUGAUUGCUUGACUGACUAGCAAUAGAAAAAAGUGUUAAACAAUUUAUCUACAUUUUUUUUGUAAUUUAUAUGAACACUUUUAUAGUAAUUUACUAAUAUUUCAUUCUUAGGUUUUACAGUAUCCUUCUUAUAAUAAUAUUAAUUUACUGUGGUUUAAUCAUACUCUACAAGUAUCUAAUUCUCUUUUGUUGUUUAUUGUUGCUGAUAUUCAAAAAUAGUAAGAUUUCUGCUACAAAUAAUUUGAGAGCAAUUUUCUACGAAAGACCUCAUUAUAGUACCGUAUGUUCCUAGUGAGAUUCUCAAAACAGAAAGAUUAAAGGGGCUAUCCCUUGUAAAAAUUUAUUAGCGAUCGCGGCGCGAUCGCUGUCAAAAUCGCGUAGCGUUUUUGGCCGGAUUUCGCGGCGCGAUCGCUGCGUUAUUCGCGGAGCGAUGGGAGCGAUCGCGACGCGAUCGCUGUCAUCAAUCGCUUAGCGUUUUUGGCCGGAUUUCGCGGCGCGAUGAGAGCGAUCGCUCAGCGAUCGCUGUCGUCGAUCGCUUAGCGUUUUUGGCCGGAUUUCGCUGCGCGAUGAGAGCGAUCGCUGAGCGAUCGCUGUCAUCAAUCGCUUAGCGUUUUUGGCCGGAUUUCGCGGCGCGAUGAGAGCGAUCGCUGAGCGAUCGCUGUCAUCAAUCGCUUAGCGUUUUUGGCCGGAUUUCGCGGCGCGAUGAGAGCGAUCGCGCCGCGAUCGCUGUCAUUAAUCGCUUAGCGUUUUUGGCCGAAUUUCGCGGCGAGAUGGCAGUGAUCGCUCAGCGAUGGCUGUUCUCGAUCGCUUAGCGUUUUUGACCGAAGUUCGCAGCGCGAUUGGAGCGAUCGCGCCGCGAUCGCUGUCAUUGAUCGCAGAUGGUUUUCGGCCGAAUUUCUCGUUGCGAUCACGGUCCGAACGAAAAAGACAUAAAUGAGUAUUUCUUAUCUCAGAAGAAGAGCAGUGAGCUGAAAUUUGUCCUGAAAGUUGCAGUAACAUUUUACUAACUUGUGACAAACGGAGAGCUUCUGAGCUUUGCCGAAAAUCGUGCAUCAUAGAAAAUGACCGCUCCGUUUGAAAGCCCCUGGUCCGGCCAGUGGUUCCGGCCACUUUGGCUACUUUAAUUGGAAGCCGACAUCAAAAGUGCGUAAAAAGAAACCUUCCGAGCACCAUCUGAUCUAGAUUCCUGUAUAAUUUUUAUAGGCUGCUCACUUAAAAUUCGAAACCAAACUGAGAUUUCUGUGUAAAGAGCUAACGUUUGGUCUCUCGAAUAAACUAAACCGUGAAAAGGUCAAUUCGCCACCAUUUUAAAUGAAUUCAAUCAAAGUUUAGAGGGAAAAAAUAUUUGUCGUCGCUUGUUUACGUCCUCAAGAAACACCUCCCAUCACCAAAAUGUUGUCUAAGUCAUGCCGCGACCGAAAAGCGUGCGUCAUAAUGCACGUGCAGGACGUGCAGAGUAAUGUUUUCCUUGUUAGGCCCACUGCUUGCCAAGUUUUUUGACUUUGCUUAAUGCUACAGCUCCCAAAUGAAAUAUAAGUUUCAUUUUAUGGCCUUCUAUAUCACUGCUUAAUAAAUAAAGUGCAGUGUUACUGGGAAAUUUUCAAACAGGCUUUCCCUUUUCAAUCACUAUUUGGCUAGUUUGGCCGGACCAAGGACGUAGUACGCAAAAUUUAUUUUGGAAUAUUAUCUAAACUUUGGUUUUAAAAUUCAACCAGUCGACCGAAUUUUUUUUUUUGCAAAUCGAAAGAACAUUUCUUGUACGCCGUGUACACCAAAAAUUAGCUUUCUUAACACUUAAUUGCAUACCUGAACUAAAAAUGCAUCCAAGUAAUUUAAGGCGCCAUAAAAAAGCAAAAAUAACAGAACAAAAUUCACCUACGACAAUCGAGCUUCAGAAGGCAAACAGAUCAAUAAAAAAUCGGAAAGUUUCGUUUGUAGUUUAACCUUAUUUUCUUCCCGAAAAUUACGUACAUCACAAAUUAAAACGGGCCGGAACUUAUCCGAACUUAUCCGAACUUAUCUAGGAAAGAUCGAAGCUACUCAGUCUGCAAGCAGGGUAGUAUAAAUCAUGUCAAGAUAAAGCUAAAUUUUCAACUUAAACGGAUCUAAAUAGGGAAUGAAUUUUCAAAAGAAAGGUCUUAUGUGAGAGUUCAGUGAAUCGUGUUUUUUAUUUUUAGCUAAGUGUGAGCAGAGUAAAACGUUUUAUAUCCUGAAGUAUUGAGAUAAUGAAACCGCCUAUAUGCAUUGAUUUCUUUUCUUUUGAUCCACUUGUCCAUGUCUUCAGAUAGGUUCAUCCUAUUAGGGAUAAAAUUAUUUUUUCUUUUUUCCUCACGCUAAUGAUAUGUUUCAUGUUCAUUUACCGUGCUUAAAUAUUCUCACUGAAAUUCUCCAUACUUCUUUAUUAAGCCAAUUUAAUGUGACGUCCCACAUGUUUUGUCUUCAGCCUAAACGUUAACUUUGAAAUUUACAUAAUGUACAAACUGAAUACUCACAACUGUUGUCUUUGCCAGAUUAAUUGUUGCUGCAGAAUAUUCAAGAGGCCAUCAUGGCUCUUGGUAUAUUUCCAUGUUUAUGCCCCACAGUACGUCCAGAGCGGUUUUCCUGUUGAGAAAUUAAAACCAGUUAACCAAGAGAGUUAUUCCCGAAAUCAGAGUAUUGAUAUAUUCAAAUCAAGACAAAUAACUGAGUUGUCCAGCUCAAGUAGCUUAAGACUUACACCCCUCGAAGGAUAUAAAAAAAAUAAGCUAAAAAACGAAGGCUCCAAAAUCAGAAGUUUUGCUUUCUCGAACUAUUAAAAGGUAGCUCGAAUUUUUCUAGCUUUUGUUUGUUUGAGAAGCCUAAUAAAAAGGCUAACCUUAAUUGUGUUAUAAACUAUGAAAAGUGCCGGAAAGUAUAAAAUCGACAACACCGAAUGAAUAUCAAGCUUAACCUUUUAAAAAUUAGGUUUAAAAUUAAACUUAGUGAUAAUAAGAAGUGAGUAGACUUACCUUUUUAAGUAUGUUUCUUUGUUUGAACUUUCAACAUGUCAAAAGAAUCAUGAAGAAAAAUUUUCCAAUGUUUAAACAGCAAUAAACGGCCAUUGCCAAUUGCAUGACAACUGAAAUUGAGAGCAAUUUUCUUUUUCAAGGUACGCGUCAGCCUUGAAUCUUGGCCACCCGCGUCGCAGUGGCGGGAAAUCGGAUCUUGGAAUCCAGUCCCCAAGGGCGCGAUCCAUUCAACCAAAAUUUCCGGAAUAUUUCGGUCCAAAACUCAAUGGAUCGGUUCGGUCCAACCGGAAAAAUUUCGAAAAAACGGGUCCACCUUUUUAGGUGGACCAAUUUUCCCGGUCGGACCGGUUGGAAUUUUGGUUGAAUGGAUCGCACCCCAAUACUCUGCAUUAAACCGUCACGUACAUGCAGGAUUCAUUUCUGUUAUUAAGGACCAUUAAGUAAAAAUCAUGUUCAUUACAUCCUUAUAUACAGCAGCUUAAGGCCUGGAGCGUAACAGAAAUUCAUCCUUGGGCUUAAAAUGACUCAAUUAGAGGUGAGCGAGAGAAGGUUUUCUAGCUUUUUGCUAAUGUAACUCUGGUCAAAAACACAAGCAAAACCGUGCCUUCUCUAGAAACCGAUAAAGUUCUAACAAACUGAAAAUGACUGUUAUUAUAAGCUUAUAGUUUUUCCGAAUGUUCGACCUCCCGAUAUUGAUAUAUUUCUGUAGUCUUUUAGUUACUUAACUUUCCAGUGUUUUAUUAUAAUAUUAUUACUAUUUUGCCUGCCUUAAUAAUUUUCACAAUCGCAAGUUUUGAAGAACAACAUAAUGGAAUAUAAAAAUAAAAUAAUAUGCCCGGCAGCCGGGAAGGGUCUAAGCUGCACGGCAGUCAGAAUGUUUUUUUGAUUUUCUUCAAAAUCUUUUUUUCUAAAUAUAAUAGUUUGAAAGUAUUAUAUCUUCGUUUAGAAUUACCAAGGGAUUAGGAAAACAGGAAUGGCUUAGCAGUAGAGUGUUUGUGGUUUCUUGGGCAUAGAGCCUGAGAGUCGACGCCGUUUCGACACUUAGAAACAUUCGAGACUCACGAGUACGUUUUCGCACAGGCUAAAUGUCCGGCAGUUUGAAAGCCAUCUGGAAAGUUAGAAAGCCUGUUAGUAAGCCAAAGCAUGCAUACUAGCCUCGAUUAGUUUUCCAAAGCAAUAACGAAAAUAUUAAGUGCUUUCAUUAUGAAACCUUAGAGUCAAUGUACUGUGUGAAUCAACUAACGUGUGGAAAAAAAGGGUGCAAAGGCAAACGCAGUGCGAAUUACGGCCCAUAACAAACGGGAAAGGCGGUCCCGGAUAACACCAAAUUAAAUAUAGCCAGUUAUAAAAAAAACAACUAACGUGUCACGAACGAUAAGGAAUAACAAGACGAGCUAGUAACCAGACUAAAAGGGGCGUAAAAGACGUGAGAGCUCAAACAGAAUAAUAACCAUACGACUAACUUAUAACAGAAAUCGCGACGAUAACUGUGAUCCUCGGUUAUCUCCUUCGCGAUGUAAAUGGCACUGAGAUUGCAGACGCGAACUUAAUUAGAAUUGAUCGUGAUCACCACCUGGCGAUCGCGAUUACUGCACCACGAUCGAGAGCAAUAUGGCACUCGACGAUCGCCGAUUACAACUUAACUAAAUCGCACCGCGAUCGCAAUCACCGCUUCGCAGUAAGUACAAUGCCCCUGCGAUCGCGAUUACCAAACCGGGAUCGUAGUCCUGACAUAUAAAUCACGGAUUUGACUUUACUAAAUCAAGCCGCGAUAAGUACAAUGUCGCUGCCAUCGCGGAUACUAUUUUUCAAAAUUGCACGACCCCAUCAGCUGCUUAGCUAGCGUUUAAUAUCAUCGAGCUAAAAUAAAGACUGUCUGUCUUCGCGAUCGCAAUCAUCUUCCUGCGAUCACGAUCAUUCCGCUGAGAUCGCUCUAUCUUCACCAUCCUGACCCUGAGAUCGCGGAUAAUAUUUUUCUGAAUCGCGCCGCGAUCGUAAUCUUCUUCCUGCGAUCACGAUCAUCGGGCUGAGAUCGUUAUAACUCCGCCGCGAUCGCAAUUUCAUCGCCAGCAUCGCAAUCCUAACCUUGGGAUCGCAGAUACGACUUUUCAAAAUUGCGCCGCGAUCGCGAUCAUCUUCCCGCGAUCACGAUCAUCAGGUUGAGAUCGCUAUAACUUCGCCGCGAUCGCUCUAUCUUCCCCGCGAUCGCGUUCACCACGCCGCGAUAAGUACAAUACCGCUGCGAUCGCGAUUUCAUCGCCAGGAUCGCAAUCCUGACUCUGAGAUCGCGGAUAAUAUUUUUCUGAAUCGCGACGCGAUCGUAAUCUUGUUCCUGCGAUCACGAUCAUCGUUCUGAGAUCGUUAUAACUUCGCCGCGAUCGCGAUUUCAUCGCCAGCAUCGCAAUCCUGACCUUGGGAUCGCAGAUACGAUUUUUCAAAAUUGCGCCGCGAUCGCGAUCAUCUUCCCGCAAUCACGAUCAUCGCGUUGAGAUCGCUAUAACUUCGCCGCGAUCGCGAUCACCACGCCGCGAUCGCGAUCAUCGCGUCGCUAUUGCAAGCGCGAUUUACUUCAAUUGCAUCGCGAUCGCUGAUAUCGCGCCGCGAUCAAAAUCAUCGCGCCGCGAUCAAAAUCAUCGCGCCGCGAUCAAAAUCAUCGCGCCGCGAUCGCGUUCACCGCGUCGCGAUCGCGAUCAUCGCAUCGCGAUCACGAUCACCGCGCCGCGAUCGCUAUAACCUCGCCCCGAUCGCGAUCACCACGUCGCUAUCGCGGGCGCGAUUAAUCUAAAUCGCACCGCGAUAUGCACAAUCGCGCCGCGAUAUGCACAAUCGCGCCGCGAUCGCUGCCAUCGCUCCGCGAUCGCGGUCAUCGCGGCGCGAUCGCUAAUAAAUUUUUACAAGGGAUGCCACACUAUUUUUUAGGCAUUGAAACCAUUUGCUAUAGACCUUUGUCACACAAUGGCCAUUUUGUCCCAGGAGAUUUAAAAAGCUUUGUUUUUGCACUGUUAGCCUGGCAGUAAGAAGGAGGCUACCUGCGCAAAUACAAAGCUUUUUUGAUCUCUUGGGACAAAAUGGCUGCCACAUGACAAAGGUCUAUUGUUUGUAGCUAUGAAUGGCAAGGGUGGACGUUGAUUAAAACUUGAAAAAACUUUGCCACCCUUUUCAACUUUUAAAGCUUUGUGCUUGCAAAAAUUACAAUCAUAAAAAUUGUUACAGUUAGUGCUCCAUGGUGAAAAUUUUUUUGGUUAUCUUCGUUAAAACUCUAAACAGGUACAAGUAUAUGUUUUUAUACGGGUUAAGAGACUAAGUUCUGAUGUAUAUGUAAGCUAUCCAUGAACAUGCUAUGGUACAACUAGGCAGCAUAAUAUUAUUGCAAAAAGAAGGUGGUGUCCAAUAGCUCUGGACUGGUAAAUUUUGCUAUUGCUCUAGUGGAUUUCAUUCUUAACUUGCCCACUGUACAGGACAGUGACAUUUUUUGAGGGAUUAAAAUUACAGUCUAAGAACUGUGUAAUCAUUGCAGUUACCUCAUCAAAAAGUAUUUGGGGCUAGUUGAAAUGACCUUUGGGCUAAUGCAUGCUACUAGCUCAUACAGCUUGCCCAAAUGACAAGCUGUAUAACUGACUUUCUUUGCACCCUGCUGAUGUUGAUUUCCAUCAGACUUCUAGUGCCCUAUUAUUUCAUAAAUACUGUUGUAACUCGCAUUCAUCUAGGAUGCAGAUGUACCAAGGGGGGAGGGAGCUGCGAUCCAAGUUUACAGAAGUUAAAGAGGAAGGAUUUCAUUCACACCUCCUGGAUGUGAGCUACAGUGAUGUGAGGACAGUCCCCCUAUUCUCCCCAAAUCAGUGAUCCUAUACCCCCCACCCCCUCCCAACCCCUAGUCCCAGGGUAGAACUGAUACUCAUCCCUAGGUUGCACUGAGACCAUGGGGCAAAUUAAAAGAAAAAAAAGAAAGAAAGAAAGAGAGUGAUUAUCUAAUGUGUUUAUGUAAAGUAUAAAAGUACAGAGGAAGUGGUAAAUUGACUGGGUUGAUUAAGCUGUUGCUGCCAAUCCCACUUGCUGCCUCAUUUAUAUACCCUGUAUGCCUCCAUAUAGCCUUAAAAAUGCCCGUUUCACUACUCUAUUUCAGACAAGAGACUCUCCAACCCAUAUUUAGGCUAUUGAAUCCGCCCUCCCACACAGAUGUACAUGUACACUGAUUGAAAUCUCCCACAUUUUACAGCCUGUUCAGGGCAACACCCUGUUUGAGAGGCUAAUAGCAAAAUUGUGUACUCAGUUUUAUUAAGACUCUCAACCCCCCAAACCCAUACCAUGUUAACCAUUAAGGCCAAAUAAGGGAGUGCUUUCCCCUGGGAUGCAAAGACAGUAUAACUCUUCAGUACUUCUUGUUUUUGCCUUAGGUGUCCUUGUCGCUGCUGGAGAUGUCAUCACCCAGCAAUUUGCUGAGCAAAGAGGCACAAAUCAUGACUUCAGAAGAACAGCUCGUAUGGGAGUGGUUGGACUAGUUAUUGGCCCUGUGCUAAGAUCAUGGUACCUUACACUGGAGAGGAUUGUCCCUGGGACUGCCAAAACUGCCGGCUUUAAAAAGAUGCUGCUGGAUCAGAGUCUCUUUGCUCCUGUUAUGAUAUGCUUCUUUUUCAGUGUGUCCGAGACACUUGCUGGAAAACGACCACAUGAAAUCAAAGAGAUGCUCCAGGAACGCUAUGUACAGACACUGAUCACAAAUUAUAAGAUCUGGCCCCUUGCACAGACUCUCAAUUUUACGUUUGUUCCUAUUCAGCACCGCGUUGGCUUUGUCCAAAUUGUAGCAAUAUUUUGGAAUGCAUACCUGUCAUGGAUGGCUAACAAGCCGUCACCUGAUACUGCAGCCUUAACUGUUAAGGGUUCUUUGGAGCUGGUUCAGUGA